GCACCUAUGGAGAAGUCAUCUCUACAGGCCUGCAACUCGCAGCUGCCCAAAGCAGUCAGCGCCCUACUAAAAUAUUCUGCAAAGAAGUCAGCUGAGAAGGCCACCCAGGACCUAUUGGCUGAGGAGGCCGGCGAUACCGUCACUCUACAGAUCAAUGUUGAUAAGAUACAGGGGAAGGCCGACAACAAAUAUCGACUGAUACAAGUGCCUCACUCUAUUCACGGCAAGAACGGCGUUGAGGGCCUCACAGUUUGCCUCAUCGCACGGGACCCAAAACAGACAGCUCAGAAGCUCGUCGCGAAAUACAACCUACCUAUUCAGAAGAUAGUCACAAUCAAGGCCCUCCGGUCAAAAUACGCAGCUCGUUUUGAGCUCCUUCGGGACCUCGCCAACGCCCAUGAUGUGUUCCUCUGUGACUCUUCCGUAUCUGACAUGCUACCCAACCUCCUUGGGAAGUAUUUCUUCCACCAUAAGAAGCAGAAGAUACCGGUUCCCGUCAAGUGGCCCACGUCAGCCAAUGUCGAUCCUACUAAGCAGAUCGAGAAGGCCCUCAACAGUACACGUUAUCGUAAGAGCACUGGAGCGAGCAUUAGCGUUCGUAUUGGCAACACGUCUAUGGCGAAGGAGGACCUUGUCGAGAACGCGAAGGUCGUCCUUGCUAACCUGUCGAGUGACAUGCUCUCGGUGAAAAGGAAGAUCCUCAGUGUUGGCGUACAGAGUACGGACUCUAUAAUGCUUCCAGUGUGGGCGGCCGGGGCUACGGCACCGGAGGAGAAGCAGAAGGCUGAGAAGAAGGGUACUAAACGGGUUCGAUUCGAGGAGGCCGCUGAUGAGGAGGAGGAAGAAGAGGAUGACGACGUUGGCAAGCUAAAGCUGUCUGAGGUCCCUGUGGGAAAACUGGAGGAGAGGCGUGAGAAGAAGCGAGCGGCUGUUGCGGCUGAGGCCGCGCGGAAGAUAUCGAAGCCGACUGAGAAGAAGGGCAAGAGAAAGUCUGCCAACAAGAAGAAGCUGCGUACUAAAUAAGGCGGCGCAUCAUCUCACCUGAGCCCCGCUACAGCCAGAUGUACCCUAUCGACCGUCUGAGGCACUA
Molecule: messenger RNA, 1090 nt
Organism: Perkinsus marinus ATCC 50983
Lineage: Eukaryota; Perkinsozoa; Perkinsida; Perkinsidae
Product: Ribosomal L1 domain-containing protein, putative
Exons: 9
Coding region: 7-1023 (338 amino acids)
Cellular component (GO): 90S preribosome
Source: RefSeq, a predicted model, not a curated record